AUAAAGGACCAAGUGACAAAUGUCAUUACAAUGGUAAAUAGUUAGUGGUAAAUAAUAUAUCGGGCUCAGAUAUUUCUGCGAAUAUGUGGCGUUUUAUUAUACUUGCAUUCCUAGUGGUGAAUGUUACACCAUCGAUAAUUCCUCACUAUCCCGUUAAUCUGAUGCGGUUGUUCGGCUCAAACGAGUUAAACAAUGCCAAAAGAGAAACACAGGAAGUAUGCCAAAGCCGGCAGUGCAAAAGAAUUGCUAAUACGAUUCUUAAGAGUAUGAAUAAAUCUGUGAAUCCGUGCGAUGAUUUUUAUGAAUAUGCGUGUGGAGAAUUUUCGAAACAUUUUCCCCUUCCAUUUGGAUUGUCCAAUUGGAAUUUAUGGAAUAUUCUCAACUCCAGAGUCAACGCUAUAAUGCAACGUAUUCUAAAUGCUGAAAUUAAGGACAGCGAUAUUUUGGCAGUAAAGAUCGCAAAAAAAUGGUACAAGUCUUGCACCAAUACGGAUGCGAUGGAUAAACGAGGGCUCGAACCCUUGAUUACCACUUUAUCGGAUAUGGGCGGCUGGCCGAUGAUAAUGGAACCAGAUGAAUGGAAUGAACAAGAAUACAAUUGGCAAAAAGUGGACGAUGAGUAUAUGCGUUUAACGGGAGAAAAUACUUUCCAUAAAGUAAAGGUGGUACCAAUAAAGGACGCAAGCGGAACUAAAAUGGGUGUCAAUAUCCAAGUGCCAGAUCUACCUCCACGUGCAUCGGCACUGUUGCCUAAAAACUCUAAUAAUAUUGAUGACGACGACGAGGACGAUGACGAUGACGACGACGACGACGACGACGACGACGACGACGACGACAACGACGUCGACGACGAUGAUAAUGACGACGACGACGACGAUGAGGACGACGACGACGAUUACGACGACGACGACGAUUACGACGACGACGACGAUAAUGAUGAUGAUGAUGAUAGCAAUGAUGAUACGGGAGAAGAGGACAAUAAGAACAUCAAAAGAAAAGUUAACAGAAAACACUCGACCAGCAAAAUUAGUCACAAGAGAAAUAAAAUAUCGAGACAUAACAAAAAGAGAAAGAAUGAAAUUAAAAUCCUUACAAAGCAUGAUAAUCAUAAGACGAAAAGACACAGAGUAAAAAAGCAGAUAAUAACGAAAAAAGGUGGUAAACGCAUUCAGCGUUCUACUCAUCACGAAAAGUUCCACAAGCGAGACAGCAAGAAAAAUCACAAAGAAACAAAGGAACAAAAACCAAAGACAAAGAGAAUUUUGAAGACUGAUGAAACGCACACUACGACAAAAUCGCGAGUUACCGCGAGUACCACUGAAGAAACGAAUGUCGAAGAGGAGACAUUGCGACAAUAUGUUAAUUAUAUUUCAAAAGUAGCUCAUGCUCUAGCUGAGGAAAGAGGUAUUGCAAUUCCGCAAGAGCAGCUCGACAAAGAUAUUGAUGAUAUGGUCCAAUUUCAAAUAAAAUUAACUCAACGAAUUGCUCAAGUGUCUGAUGACUUGGGUGAAAUAACACUUAAUAAUCUUCAAAAAGAAUACGAUGAGUUAAAUAAAACUGUUAACGGCCAGAUUAAUUGGAUAGAUAAAAUCACGGCAUUGUUCCAUGAGGCCAGCGUAUCCAGCGUGCAUGAUAAUAUUACUCUAUUUAUAUCAGCAUCAGAUUACUUUGACGAUCUUGCCCCUUUGCUGGACGAAACGUCAACUCGAACUAUUGUAAAUUAUAUACACUGGCGAUUUAUAAACAGAGUAAUAAUGGCAACUACGGAUGAAAUGAGGAAAAUAUACAACGUUUGGGAUGACUCUAAAAAGUACAGAUCGUCUGUAUGCAAGAAAAAGGAAUUGAUUAACAUUUUAGCAUACGAAUACAUAAAAGCAAAUUUCUCUGAGGAAACUCUGAUCACUGCAUCGGAUAUGCUAGACGAUAUACAAAAGGAAGUCGAAUACCAAAUUAAAGAAUCAGAUUGGAUGGAUGAUGAUACUAAAGCUUUUGUUUUAGCGAAAUUGGUGCAUAUGAAAAAAGUAAUUGGAUAUUCGGAUUGGUAUAGAAAUGCGACAAUAGUGAACCAUUAUUUUCGAGAACUGCAUGUUGGCAAGUCGUAUUAUGAAAAUCAACUCAACUACGACAGAUUCGCUAAAUGGAAGGAACUCCGAAAGAUAAUGGCGGAUCCUGAAUUAACGAUAGACCCAACUGAACUAAAUGGCUUUUUCAUGCCUUGGAAGAAUGGUUUAGCUAUUUCAGCGGCAGAUUUCCAGAGCCCAUUUUUUGAUUACAAUCGACCAGCAUUUGUGAAUUUUGGUUUUAUUGGGUUUGUGAUGGCUCAUGAAGUAAAUCAUGGAUUCGACGAUACAGGACAUUUGUACGAUAAGAGUGGGAAAAGCGUUGAAUGGUUAUCCGCAAUGGCCAAAGCGUAUGAAAAAAGAGAAGAGUGUUUUGUGAAUCAGUUUAAUCAUUAUCCUGUCGACAAGGCAAAUACAACGAUAAAAAACUACGGUAAUCAAACAAUAAGUGACAAUAUCGCGGAUACAAUGGGAUUACAGGCAGUGUUUCGAGCUUAUCGAAGAAGAGAAAGGGAGUGUGGUAAAACGGAUGCUGCAUUGCCGGGUCUGGAAGAAUUUACCAACGAUCAAAUUUUCUUCUUAUCUUUUGCCAAUUUAUGGUGUGAAGCCGUUGAUCCAGAUACAGUCGUCGAGUCGGCCAUGGAUGACGAACACAGUACAGGACGGUUAAGAAUAAUAGGGUCCGUUUCAAACUCGGACGAUUUCGCCAAAGCUUACAAUUGUCCAGUGGGUAGUCCGAUGAAUCCCAAAAAGAAAUGCAAUAUCUGGAAGUGAUUCAUAAAACUAAACCAAGCAUUCGUAAAUUAUAUAUAUUAUGUUAUAUAUCUUACAAGAAAUGUCUAUGCAAAUAUAUCUUGAUUAAUAAAAUAAAGCAUACGCGAAGGAA
This is a messenger RNA of Ooceraea biroi (clonal raider ant), 2946 nucleotides long. Its product is annotated as neprilysin. NCBI's taxonomy places the organism in Eukaryota, Metazoa, Arthropoda, Insecta, Hymenoptera, Formicidae. The record is from RefSeq and is a predicted model, not a curated record. Gene Ontology annotation, biological process: protein processing. Gene Ontology annotation, molecular function: metalloendopeptidase activity. Gene Ontology annotation, cellular component: plasma membrane.